Messenger RNA from Zea mays, 5345 nucleotides. Its product is annotated as katanin p80 WD40 repeat-containing subunit B1 homolog. The coding region runs from base 2070 to 4802 and encodes 910 amino acids. Gene Ontology annotation, biological process: microtubule severing; microtubule depolymerization. Gene Ontology annotation, cellular component: katanin complex. The record is from RefSeq and is a predicted model, not a curated record. NCBI's taxonomy places the organism in Eukaryota, Viridiplantae, Streptophyta, Magnoliopsida, Poales, Poaceae. Gene Ontology annotation, molecular function: microtubule binding. The transcript has 18 exons.
AGAACCAAAUAUGAUAGAGACUAAACUUUAGUCCCUAGACUAAGGCUCUGUUUGGUUUGGGAUGACUAAAGUUUAGUCACUUUUAGUCACUAAAGAAGCAGAUAUGGUGACUAAAGUGAAGUGAAUAAACUUUAGUUCUUUAGUCACCAAAGGAGUGACUAAAAGACUAAAGUAGUAUUUUUAUCUUAUUUGCCCUCCGCACUUUCUUCUAGGGGUAAAACAAUCAUUAUUCACAACAAUUAAUGCUCCUUAGUCCGAUUUAGUCACGGGAACCAAACAUAUUUUAGCGACUAAACUUUAGUCACUAAAAUUUAUUCUAAUGACUAAAGAAACCAAACAGGGCCUAAAGAAAAUAAACAAGACCAUAGUUUAAAAUAGAAAAUUAGAUAUAGGAUAAAGAUAGUGCUACACGUCUGACGUUCACGUGUGGUCUUGGUCUUCGGUUGGGGUUGGCAUUAAUGGCUUCUUCAAGCUACUCCUUACAUACAUUUCCUUUUUCUAGUUCCGAUGGACGCGCCUGAUAAGGGGAACAAUCAUCUAGAAAAUAUCCCUGGCUAGUAAGAUAUUUAGGAAAAUGUUUCUCGCUAAUUUAGUUCUUCUCGCAAUAUAGUACCUUGUAUGAUUGGUUCGAUUUCUUUUUAAUCUGAAACUAACUUUAAAAUGGCAAAUAUUUGUAUUCCAAUACCAAAAAACUAGUAAUUCCCAUGAGAUUAUUUUGUAUGUUGCAAUCGGGAAAAAUAGUUUUGGUUCUGGUAAAAAAAUAGCAAGAUGUACUCGUAUGAAGAAUUUUAAAAGUUAGAUUUUGUUGUGUAGAAAAAACUCGUAAUACUGGUUUUUGUUCCGUGUCACUUUUAAGUUAAUUUUAGAUUAUAAAUAAAAAUAAAUUGGACCAACUAUACAAGGUGCUACAAGACAAGCAGAAUUGCAUUGGCGAGAGGCGAUUACUAGAUGUAUUAGAGGGUGUUUGAUUUUCAUGUUACCAAAUAUGUAAAUUAAAAUAUAGUUUUAGUUUCCGUAUUUAAUAAUUUAGCGGCUAGAAUGCUAGAAAUUGGUCCCUAUAACCAAACACCCCCUUACUAUCGAGGGACGUUUUCUAGAUAAUCAAGUUAUUGGGUGCUAUUUAGGUUUCCUAAAGUGUCACAUAAGCAUGAAAUUGAUGAAACUUGCGUUAACAAAAAUGGAAGGUACAUGAGCUAGCCGAGACGAGGCCCGAAAGAGAGCGCCAUUUUCAAUCGGCGAACCAGUCUUAGAGGUAACUCUAGUUGUUAUCUAAAAGAUUUCCUAAAUCAAUAAUUUAGAUAGCUAAUAUAAAACUUAUCUACAACAGUUCUCUAAAUAAAUUUUCUAAAUUUAACAACUUCUCAUCUAACCUUAUUUUCUCUCUGCAUUUGGUAAUAAUUUAGCAACUCUCUGAACCAAAAUGUUGGCUCCAUUACAUUGAUAAUGAAGAUAAUUAAUACAUUUCUGACUUAUUUUUUAUGUGGAUAGAUACAAAACAAAACUAAACCUAUAUUUAGAGAAUUAUUGGAAAACUCAUAAUUUUUAUUUCUAAAGUUAUUUAGCAACUUAUUAAAUCUAUGAUUUAGACAACUAAAAUUUAGAUAACUAUUAAAGUUCUCAGCUCAACCCCCGCAGAUGUUUUUAAUUCGAUUUUUAUUCGAACCAAGCCCCAUCUCUCUCGUCUUCCACCUCCUGCGUCCUGCCUUCCCCACCCCCACCGCACAGCGCCCGGCCGGCCCCAACCAGACAGCUCCGUUUCCCCUCCCCGUCCUCCCUCCACCUCGACCGCGCACCAAACCCGAAAGCGCAGCCACAUCCCCUCCUCCAGCCAGCGCGGCCGCAUCCCUCCUCCAGCCAGCGCACUUCGCAUCUGCUCCGCGUCACCCCGAGCGGCGGCGCCUGCCCCCACCGGGCAGUGUGUACGGCCGCCUCGUGUUAGGGACUGGCGGGGCGCGAGAUCCGGGCUGCAAGGGCGGGCAGGGGGUCCCGUUGGUGGCGCCGCGGUGUCGCCGUGAUCUGCGAUGAGAUUGGGCCCGGCGGCGCGGUACUCGCUGCGGAGGUAGACGGCCAUGGCGACCAACACCAAGCGCGCCUACAAGCUCCAGGAGUUUGUGGCGCAUGCGUCCAAUGUGAACUGCCUCAAGAUUGGGAGGAAGACCUCACGGGUUCUUGUCACCGGAGGAGAGGAUCAUAAGGUCAAUCUUUGGGCUAUUGGGAAGCCCAAUUCAAUUCUGAGUUUAUCAGGGCACACAAGUGCUGUGGAGUCGGUUGGUUUUGAUUCCACCGAAGUUUUUGUGGCUGCAGGAGCAGCCAGUGGAACAAUAAAACUAUGGGAUUUGGAGGAGGCAAAGAUUGUCCGUACUCUUACUGGACAUAGAUCAAAUUGUAUGUCAGUUGAUUUCCAUCCUUUUGGGGAAUUCUUUGCCUCUGGGUCAUUGGACACUAAUCUGAAGAUAUGGGAUAUAAGAAGGAAGAAUUGCAUCCAUACAUACAAAGGUCACACACGAGGAGUGAAUGCUAUUAGAUUCACACCCGAUGGGCGGUGGGUUGUGUCUGGUGGCGAAGAUAAUAUAGUAAAGCUCUGGGAUCUUACAGCUGGAAAGUUAUUACAUGAAUUCAAGUGUCAUGAGGGUCAGAUCCAGUGCAUAGAUUUUCAUCCCCAUGAGUUCCUCCUGGCAACAGGUUCAGCUGAUAAAACUGUCAAGUUCUGGGAUUUGGAGACAUUUGAGUUGAUUGGAUCUACAGGACCUGAGACGACAGGUGUUCGGUCCAUGACAUUCAAUCCUGACGGAAGAACUCUGUUAUGUGGGUUGCACGAAAGCUUAAAGGUUUUCUCCUGGGAGCCAAUAAGAUGCCAUGAUACUGUCGAUGUGGGAUGGUCUAGACUUGCUGAUUUGAAUGUCCACGAGGGAAAACUUCUUGGUUGUUCUUUCAAUCAAAGUUGUGUUGGAAUAUGGGUUGUUGAUCUGACGCGUCUUGAGUCAUAUGCAACGGGUACUUCAACAAAAUUAAAUGGCCAUUCUGAAUUGAAGACUGUGUCUAGUGGCACUAUGCCUUUACAAAAUGAUAGUGGUUCAAGGGCUAACAUAGGGCAAUCAUCAGUCUUGCAAAGUUCAGAGAAUAACUUAAAAGCUUCCUCAGGAAGACUGUCGGUUUCUCAGAACUCAGAUUCUGCUCCCAAAGAGACUAAAUCAACACCCUCUAGCGGGUUGGUCCCAAGCACACCACAAAGGGCUGGAUUUAGCUCCAAUAAUAGAUCUGUUGGAAAUUCAACUUUUCAAUCUGGUGGUACCACUACCACCUUGAAGAGAAGUUCGUUGCGGAGUAACAGUGCCUCUAAUGUUCACAAUUUCAGUAAAGCUGAUAUAGUGCCUGUCAUUGUUCCCAGAGCUAGCUCAGGAGGGGAGUUGGUUACGGGUUCUAGAAGUGAUGCUGGUGAUGUGGCACCUGUUCUCCCUAAGGUAACCAGAAGGGCUGAUCCUUCUAGUGAUUCUAGAAAAGAAAGUAAUGAUGUGGAACCUGUUAUUCCUAGAGCAAGCUCAACAAUGGAAAUAGCCUCUGAUUCAGCACCCAUUUCUACUUCCAAGUCAGGCAGAAGGUUGGAGGCUGCCCCUGAUUCAAAAAAAGAAAGUGCUGAUACAGCACCUGCUGUUCCCAAUCCCAGGGCAAAUGCAAGAAUGGAGAUGGCCUCUGAUUCUGCACCUGCUCUUUUAAAGACAAACAAAAAGCUAGAUUCUGGUACUGAUUCAAAGAAAGAAAGUGCUGAUGCAGUACCUGUUAUUCUGAUUUCUGAUUCAAGGAGAGAACCCUCUGCUGGAAGAGUAUCACCAUUCAGAAUCCAGUCAAGAUAUGCUGAGCUGCGGAAGCUAGCCCAUGCCAAAAUUGACAGAGGAAGUAAAACUACUGGAACAGAUGACUUCAAUUGCCAAAUAUUUCUUCCCCGUAAAAAUGGUGUUUUUCAAACAAUAAGUUCUGAAGAAACCCGUAAAGAUGUAAAAUGUGGUCCAGUUGACAGGACGGAAUUUUCAAAUUCAUCAGAACCAAAUGCAAGUGUCCGCAGUGAGAAUUAUGUUUCUAGAAUGCGCAAACCACGAGAUAACUGCUAUAUUGAAGUUUCAAGAAAAGGGAGAGCAAGGUCAAGUGUCUGUAAUUGGGAAGGGCGGGACCAGUCCCCUAGUCACGAAGAACCGAUGACAGCCAGUUCUUCGCUGGCUCCUACAGGCCGUCCAAAUUCAUCUAGAGGAAGCAGUCAAGCUUCUGAAACUCCAAUCAUAGCUAAUGAUGAAGAUGUUAUAUCUCUUUUCAUGGAACAACAUGAGUUAUUUCUAAGCUCGACAAAGUCUCGGCUGACAAAAUUGCAGAUCAUUCAUCAAAUGUGGGAAAGAAAUGACAUCAGGGGUGUACUCUCUGCGAUGGAAAGGAUGGGUGAUCAUGCUGUCUGUGCUGAUAUGGCUAGCGUUCUGAUGGAAAAAAGUGAUGUAAUCACACUUGAUUUAUGUACCUCUAUCCUACCUGCCGCCACUGAUCUUCUGGAGAGUAAAAUUGACAGACACUUAGGCGUCGCAUUGGAAUUGUUGGUGAAGCUUGUAAGGACUUUUGGUCCAAUGAUCCAUUCAACAGUAUCAUCAGGUCCUUGUGUUGGUGUAGACCUUGAGGCAGAGCAAAGGAGGGAGCGCUGCAAUUUAUGCUUCAUUGAAUUGGAGAAUGCCAAAAAUAAGCUUCCAUCUCUUACAAGAAGAAAAGGGGCAGUUGCAAAUGCUGCACAAGAGCUUGCGCUCGUCUUCCAGGAAAUCAUGAGCUGACUGACGACAUACUAGACACACAGAAUUAGAUGGGACGUUCUUCCCUCUGCUGGCACCGAGAUUGGAUAUCAGCUGCCCAUGGAGCGCUAAGAGCUACUCAGUCUUAGCGCCGUCAUCAAGCUCCAAGGCCACAGCAGCGGUGAAGGGCAUUUUGCUGCUGCUAUUCCCGCAGUCUGUACACAUGCUAACACAUAAUCCGUGUCAUUUGUGAAGAGAAGCUGCUGCCAUGGACAAUGGACUUCAGCCACAAUAUUAUGUGGAUGUCGUUUCAUGGGCUGCCGGCGAUGCUACAGGUCCCGAUCGAAUGAUGAUCAGCAGAUGGGAACUCGUAGUUCCUUGCUGUCUGCAGCACCUUUCUCAUGUACCGUUAGCAUGUGCGUGUUUGUGGUUGGGUUGGGUUGUUUGGCCGAUUUACUGAUCAUUGGCGAAUGAAGUGAGCCAUGUACAUCAUUUUGAAGAAUUAAUAUCUUUUCUUCUUCUGAGUACCUCCCUUUGUCAUGCACUGCAUUGAGUGAAAAUGAUAUCAUGUGGUGUUGCCUUGAA